Danaus chrysippus (African queen) is the source of this 1236-nucleotide messenger RNA. The record is from the annotation of a GenBank genome assembly. Lineage: Eukaryota; Metazoa; Arthropoda; Insecta; Lepidoptera; Nymphalidae.
AUGGCUCCACGACGACAAGGCGCCACCGGGGAACGGGAGUCGGAGGACGCUCACGGCUGUUGUGUACCCGGAGAAUGUCUCAGACCUCGGGAACCUGUGCGUGUUGAGGACGCAAUUCGCGUACUAUGCAACAAUGACACGUGCGCCGCCGGCCGAUACAUGCACAGAGAAUGCUUCGAGCAAUGGGAAGCCGGGGUACUCGCUUAUCUGAAAUCGUGCGGCCGCGCCAGGUCCUGGUCAGAGAGGCAGAGACAUCAGAAUCUAUGGACGAAGAAGGGUUACGAUCUAGCAUUUAAGGCAUGCGGUUGCCGAUGCGGGCGAGGACAUUUAAAGAAAGAUCUCGAUUGGAUUCCACCGGGAACAGCCAUCAGGGCCGAGGAAGAGAAGAAGAAGCGUAGGCGAGCUCGUCCUGGCAGGACUCCGGCGGCGGUCGACACGCGCUCAAGGGCGUUCAGUCUUUCAAGUUCAGGGUCAUGCUCGCCGCCAUCCGCACCUUCAGAGCCAUCGACGAGCCCCACACACGCUCCACCACACUCGCUGACACCAGCCAAGAGGAACUCUAAGCCCGAAAUAGUAUCCGACAGAGUUAGGGCGGGUGCUGGCGCGAAUGGCAUAUUUUCAAGACGACUAGACUUUUCCACUUUCAACUUACUCCCCAAAUACAAAGUCAACUCGUAUCAGAUCAAGAUUGAGGAUGAAGGUAACCAUGGCAACGACGACACACGUUUGUUCAUUCUAUCCACCUUGGCUGGUCAACACAAGCCCCGUGUAUCAUGUGCGUUGUGCAAGGAAACCCUCCACGUCUUCGACCGAUAUCCUUUAGUGGAUGGUACAUUCUUCCUCAGCCCUCGACAACAUACCAGCAGUGCUGUUGAGGUAAAAGUGGAAGGACGUACGCAAUUUUUAACUUGCGUCUGCAUGGGAUGCCUAGAGCGGUGUGACCCUGAACGCACGAUUCGCUGUCGUUUUUGUGGACAAAAGUGGGAUGGCUCCUCGUUGGUCCUCGGAACCAUGUAUUCUUAUGACAUCUUUAUGGCGACACCUUGUUGCGCUGAAAGACUGAAGUGUAACAACUGCUACAAGCCGCUUCUCCAUCCACACCAGCGGCUGAACUACUCCGACUAUUCGCAUCCACUGACAUGCCCGCACUGUCGCGUGGUGGACACGCACUUCGUGAAGCCGUUGUCCUACUGCUUCACCAAACGGGUGUUCCCGUUGUUCCAGCAGUGGCCAUAA